Molecule: messenger RNA, 3178 nt
Organism: Electrophorus electricus (electric eel)
Lineage: Eukaryota; Metazoa; Chordata; Actinopteri; Gymnotiformes; Gymnotidae
Gene: gabrb2a
Product: gamma-aminobutyric acid type A receptor subunit beta2a
Biological process (GO): monoatomic ion transmembrane transport
Cellular component (GO): membrane
Molecular function (GO): GABA-A receptor activity; extracellular ligand-gated monoatomic ion channel activity
Source: RefSeq, a predicted model, not a curated record
UGUACCCGUGUAAUGGUCCGCGUGGGGUCUUAUUUUCUCCGGCACGUUCAUCCAGUUGUCCCUUUAAUUUUUUCCUCCGCAAUGGAAACUGCUCAUCCACCAUCAUCAGUGGCUGCUCUUUGAUCUUGAGGCACAAUGUACGCAUGCGCCGCUCAUUGGGUUUACUGCACUGGCUGGAGUAAGUUAGAUGUACGCUGUGUUCGGCGGGUCUAAAAUCCCAUCAAAACUGUUGCGAUGGAGAGAAUGAGAAAAACACACUCGGUUUUCUUGUUAUGCCCUUUAAUUAUGACUGCUGUGUGUGCGCAAAGCAAUAGAGACGCUAGCAACAUGCCCGUGGUGAAAGACACGGUAGACAGACUGAUGAAAGGAUACGACAUCCGACUGAGGCCAGAUUUUGGAGGUGCUCCUGUAGCCGUCGGGAUGAACAUAGACAUCGCCAGCAUAGACAUGGUGUCUGAAGUAAAUAUGGACUACACGCUGACCAUGUACUUCCAGCAAGCGUGGCGUGACAAGCGUCUCUCGUACUCGGAGAUCCCGCUGAACCUGACGCUGGACAACCGCGUGGCCGAUCAGCUCUGGGUCCCUGACACCUACUUCCUCAACGAUAAGAAGUCCUUUGUCCACGGCGUCACCGUGAAGAACCGUAUGAUCCGCCUGCAUCCUGAUGGCACCGUGCUGUACGGAUUAAGGAUCACCACCACAGCAGCCUGUAUGAUGGACCUGAGGCGAUACCCACUGGAUGAGCAGAACUGUACACUGGAGAUAGAGAGCUACGGCUACACCACAGAUGACAUUGAGUUCUACUGGAGGGGAGGAGAUGGGGCUGUGUCCGGUGUGGAGCGAAUCGAGUUGCCUCAGUUCUCCAUCGUGGACUACAAGCUCAUCUCCAAGAAUGUGGUCUUCUCCACAGGUUCAUACCCACGUCUCUCUCUCAGUUUCAAGCUGAAAAGGAACAUUGGCUAUUUCAUCCUGCAGACAUACAUGCCGUCCAUCCUGAUCACCAUCCUGUCCUGGGUCUCCUUCUGGAUCAACUACGACGCCUCAGCCGCCCGUGUGGCACUAGGCAUUACCACUGUCCUGACCAUGACCACCAUUAACACGCACUUGCGAGAGACCCUUCCCAAGAUCCCCUACGUGAAGGCCAUCGACAUGUACCUGAUGGGCUGCUUCGUCUUCGUCUUCCUCGCCCUGCUGGAGUACGCCUUUGUCAACUACAUCUUCUUCGGUCAGGGCCCUCAGAGGCAGAAGAAAGCAGCGGAGAAGGCGGCCACUGCCAACAACGAGAAGCUGAGGCCCGACCCGAACAAGUGGAUGGUGGGAAAUGUAGCUCAGAGAGACGAUGCUCUGUAUGCCAGAAUGAAACAGAGGGAAAUUGACGUGUAUGACUCCAUGUGGGAUCCGGUCUUUGCCGAGGAUGCUGCGUUAGGACUAGGCGAACAGAGACUUAAGAUGACCCCAGAUGACAUCCGUCUGACCACGGUGGAGAUGAAGAAUGAGAUGGGCGCGGGGGCGGAGCUGGGGCGGGGCCUGGGCGACCCGCGCGGGGCCAUGCUGGCCUACGACAGUUCCACGCUGCAGUACCGGCGCGCGGCUCUGGGCCGACAGGGCUAUGGGCACAGCGCCCUGGAGCGCCACGCGGCGCCCAAGAAGAGCCGUCUGCGCAGACGUGCCUCGCAGCUUAAGGUGAACAUCCCGGACCUGUCCGACGUCAACUCCAUCGACAAGUGGUCGCGCAUGAUCUUCCCCACUGUCUUCUCCUUCUUCAACGUGGUGUACUGGCUCUACUACGUCCAUUAGGAGGCGCUGGGGACAGAGAGAAGGACCCAGACAUCUUUAAAGGGGUGGAAACAGAAGAAAAAAACACUGCACCCCCUUUUUGCUGAUUUGUUUCUCUAUAUAUACAUUUUAUGGAGGCAAAGACGUGAGCGCAGAGAGGAAGUGGGGUCAGGACCGACUCUUUUUUGGUUGUUCUGAGAUCACCAUAGUGACUGACCAAUGCAGCAAUGCCAGAAGAACACAGAUGAGACCUGCUGGAGUUUCAGUAUAUCGCAUAGAUUUGUCAUUUGUAGCUUACUCUGUGGAUCAAAUCUUUAUGCUCGUGUUUGCAUAUAUUUUAAGAAUUUCUUUGUUUUUGUUUUUGUUAGUAUAUAUGUUUACAUCAGAGCCAGUGCUAGCUGCAUCCGGGAAGAUUUCACGGAUGAUUUUAAGACAUCGUUGAUGGUCUAUUUUCCCUUUUAAACGCAUGCUUUGGUUUGUUCUCAUUUCUGUAUUUUGCAGUGAGAUGAAUCACUGUGCAUUUUAGUUAGACUAGCUAACGGUUCUGUUUGUUAUAAUGAGUUUGUCUUUAUGGGGCCUAACAGGGUAAACACAUAAUGGCCAUCAUAAUGUCAUCUCUGGAGCAGAUGCCAAUAGGCCAGUAGGGGGAGCUCUUUCUUGUUGACCCACCACACUGUCUUUGGCUCUCCUGUAGUGGGGACUCUGACCUUUCAGGGAAAACACAACAGGACAAGCAAGCAUCACGGAGGACACGUGAGCCGUUGUCCUGGUGAUCGGACGAGCAGUAUGGUCCACUAUUCUCACGGUCCGCUACAGGAGGGUCUUAGAGACCAUGGACAACAUGGCCGACUAUAAUGUCUCAACUGUUCUUGAUGAAAUGGUGCCAUGGGCAAGAGGUUCCCCUUGACAUAAAAGAUACAACAUAGCAGUAAUUCAUUAUCACUAUCAAUAAGUUUAAGUUAAUAAAAACUCAUAGAUGAUAUUAAAUCAUGUUAAAUAGAAAAAAUACGCAAUUUUAUAAUUCAGUAGCUAUAAUAUCAGAUGUUAAUGUUAUAAAUCAUUAUUUAAACAUGUAUUUUUUGGUGUAUCAGGUUUGUUAUGGUUGAGGAAGAACUUUAUUAGUGUAGUGCAGGAGAGUAACCCUGCACAAGCACAUGCUGAGAGUACAGACUACUGAAAAUGAAAGACUACUGAAAAUGAAAGAAUUGUUGCUUUGAAGUACCAUGACAAAACAGGGCAGUAACCUGAUAGAACAUUCAAAGCAUCUGUAAGGCAAUUUUGUAUACAAUCUUGUAAAUUCUAUUGAUAUUUCAUAAAAACCUGUAAAUAUAAAUUGUGUAAUGACUGUCAACAAUACCAAAAUGUAUCUUAAUUAAAUUAUUAAAGCUGAAUUAAUAUAUGA